UUUGUUUCCCGCGAGAUGCUCGCGCCGCAGAGUAGCUGGAUGCUAGGCGGCGGCGAGUGGAGGAUCCGUGGGACUCUACCUGUGGGGGAUUAGCAGAAAUAAAAAAAAAAAAAAAAUGGCCAAGCAAAGCUCACUGUUCAACUUUUUCACCAAGUCUCCACCGCCGGUCUCCAAGCCGAAGCCGAAGCCGAGUCCCUCCCCGGCCGAAGCGGACCUGCCGAACUCCGUGGAGAAGUCCAGCUCGUCUCCCAAAGAGGAGGCCAGGCAGACGCAGCAGCAGCAGCAGCGGAGCAAAAGCAGCAAAGCUAAACAGAGCAGAGCCGCCAAGGCUGCAGGCGGAGGGUUGAAGAAGCUGUUCGGAGACAAGGCCUCCGCCACAACCGGAGUCAGCUCCACAUGCCCAUUCGCAGCUGGAGCCCUGGUGUGGGCCAAACUGGAGGGCCACCCCUGGUGGCCGUGCAUGGUGGUGCCUCAACCUCUGACGGGCCAGCAGAUGAGGGGCCGAGGCCGAGAUCAGCGCAUGCACGUUCAUUUCUUUGACGAGCCUCCGACUAGAGGAUGGGUCAGCACCAAAUACGUCAGAGAGUACCAAGGGUCCGACAGCAGCGACGUCAAACCCGGCGGCGUGUUCUUCAGCUGCAAACCCGUGAUCCGCCGUGCCAUGGAGCUGGCUGAUAAAUUUAUCUUUGACAGCGCUGAAAAGAGAUUAAAGAUGCCGCUCUGCACGGAUCCAUCUGAUGAGGAAGAGGAGGACGACGAAGAGGAAGAAGACAUGGAGGUGACUGUUGACAAGUCAACAGUGACCGACGAAGAGGUCAGCGAUGGCGAUGAGAAGAAGAGCGAGGAAGUGAAGCCACCCAGCGGCAGCCGGCACUCUCUCCGUUCUUCCGCCGACAAAGGAAGCAAAGCCAAGCGCCGGCGCAUCGUCGUGGCCUCGGACAGCGACGAAUCAGACGAAGACUUCAAGCCAGAUCAAGCUGCGUCCGGCAGCGAGGAAGAGGAGGAGGAAGAGGCGACGGUGAGCAGCGAGGAGGAGGAGAAGGAGAGCAGCCAGGAGUCCGAACCCGACAGCCCGGUCAAGCCUGUGAAGCGCAAACGCCCCGCGGAGAAGUCUGUGGGCAAGAAAGCCAAGGCACCCUCCGCCGCGCCGUCUGCCGCGCCUAAACGAGCUCCAGCUGCCAUCGCCGCGGACACCAAGUCCCGCCUGUCCGCCUUCUCGGCCCCCGACAGCUUCGACAGCCAGGCCAACGGAGCGGGGGCCGGCGGCGGCGGCACCACCUGGGACCACGAGAAGCUGGAGUGGCUGCAGGACGGCAGGAGGAAAGACGGUAAAAGACGGCGUCAGAGCGAGGACGACUACGAUCCCACCACCCUGUACGUCCCCGAAGACUUCCUCAACAGGGUCACCCCCGGGAUGCGCCGCUGGUGGCAGCUGAAGGCGGGGAUGUUCGACACCGUGCUUUUCUACAAGGUGGGCAAGUUCUACGAGCUGUACCACAUGGACGCGGUGGUGGCCGUCAACGAGCUGGGGCUGACGUUCAUGAAGGGCAGCUGGGCGCACUCCGGCUUCCCGGAGAUCGGCUUCGCGCGCUUCUCGGACGUGCUGGUGCAGAAGGGCUACAAGGUGGCCCGCGUGGAGCAGACGGAGACGCCGGAGAUGAUGGAGGCGCGCUGCAAGACGCUGGCCAGGCCCACCAAGUACGACCGCGUCGUCAGGCGGGAGGUGUGCCGCGUCAUCACCCGCGGCACGCAGACCUACAGCGUGCUGGACGGCGCGCCGUCGGAGAGCCAGAGCAGGUUCCUCCUCGUCGUGAAGGAGAGGGCCGAAGACGAGAGCUCCGGUCGGCAGCGCAGCUACGGCGUGUGCUUCGCCGACACGUCGGUGGGGUGUUUCCACCUCGGCCAGUUCCCGGACGACCGCCACUGCUCGCGGCUGCGCACCCUGAUCGCGCGCUUCCCGCCCGCCGAGGUGCUCUACGAGAAGGGCAACCCGUCCGCCGAGACCCGCAAGAUCCUCAAGGCGUCUCUGUCCUCCGCCCUGCAGGAGGGGCUGAACGCCGGGUCCCAGUUCUGGGACGCCCAGAAGACUCUGAAAACCCUCGCGGAGGAGAAUUACUUCGAGGAGACGUCUGGGGAGGAAUCGGGCGGCUUUCUCCCGCCGCUCCUGAAGCGCAUGACCUCGGAGAGCGACUCCUUGUCGCUGACCCCCAAGGAAGGCUACGAGUUGGCUCUGUCCGCGCUGGGCGGCUGCGUCUUCUACCUGAAGAAGUGUCUGGUGGACAAAGAGCUGCUCUCCAUGGCCAACUUCGAGGAAUACGUCCCCGUCGACGUGGAGCUGGAGAAAGCGGCCGCUUCGUUCUCCCAGACCCGUCAGCGGAUGGUCCUGGACGGCGUGACGCUGGCCAACCUGGAAAUCUUCCAGAACGGCUGCGGGGGCAGCGAGGGGACCCUGCUGGAGCGCCUGGACACCUGCUGCACGCCGUUCGGCAAGCGGCUGCUGAAGCAGUGGCUCUGCGCUCCCCUGUGUAACCCCGCGUCCGUCGGCGACCGGCUGGACGCGGCGGAGGACCUGAUGGGGGCUCAGGCGACGGCGACGGAGGUCACGGAGCUGCUGAAGAAGCUGCCGGAUCUGGAGCGGCUCCUGAGUAAGAUCCACGGCAUCGGCACGCCCCUGAAGGGCCCGGACCACCCCGACUCCAGGGCCGUCCUCUACGAGGAGGUCACGUACAGCAAGCGCAAGAUAGCCGACUUCCUCUCGGCGCUGGAGGGUUUCAAAACCAUGCAGGAGAUCACUUCGGCUUUCGCUCCGGUGUCGGGCGGCUUUCGCUCCGCGCUGCUUCGGCAGAUCGUGAGCCUGAAGAGCGAAGGGAGCGGCCUCUUCCCCGACCUCUCCGCGGAGCUGCAGCGCUGGGAGACGGCCUUCGACCACCAGAAGGCACGCACCACCGGCGUCAUCACCCCUAAAGCCGGCUUCGACCCGGACUACGACCAGGCGCUGGCGGGGAUCAAGAGCCGUGAGCGGGACCUGCAGGACUACCUGGAGAGGCAGAGGAAGAGGCUGGGCUGUAAGAGCAUGGCCUACUGGGGAACCGGGCGGAACCGCUUCCAGAUGGAGGUUCCCGACAGCGUGUCGGAGAGGAACAUCCCCGAAGAGUACGAGGUGAAGUCCACGAAGAAAGGCUGGAGGCGCUACGUGACGAAGGAGAGCGAGCGGCUCUUCUCGGAGCUGCAGGGCCUGGAGGAGAAGAGGGACGCGGCGCUGAAGGACUGCAUGAGGAGGCUCUUCUACAACUUCGACAAGAACUACGGCGACUGGAAGACUGCAGUGGAGUGCAUGGCCGUGCUCGACGUGCUGCUGGCGUUCUCCCGCUACAGUCAGGGUGGAGACGGGCCCAUGACCAGACCCCAGGUGGUGCUCCCAGAGGAAGACCACCACGCCGCCGCGCCCUUCAUCGACCUCGUCGGAUCCCGUCACCCCUGUGUGACCAAGACGUUUUUCGGGGACGACUUCAUCCCCAACGACGUCUUCAUCGGGUGCCGUGGGAACGGGGAAAGCGACGCCAGGUGUGUCCUCGUCACGGGACCCAACAUGGGGGGCAAGUCUACCCUCAUGCGACAGUGCGGACUUGUGAUUAUUCUCGCUCAGCUCGGAUGCUACGUACCAGCCGAGAGCCUUCGCUUUACGCCAGUCGAUCGGAUCUUCACUCGGCUGGGAGCCUCGGAUCGAAUCAUGGCCGGCGAGAGCACCUUCUACGUGGAGCUGAGCGAGACGGCCAGCAUAUUGCACCACGCCACUCGGCACUCGCUGGUGCUCCUGGACGAACUAGGAAGGGGCACCGCCACGUAUGAUGGCACAGCAAUCGCCAGCGCUGUGGUGAAGGAGCUUGCUGAGAAGAUCUGCUGCCGCACGCUCUUCUCCACGCAUUACCACUCGCUGGUGGAGGACUACGCAAAGAGUCCCGCCGUGCGACUGGGUCACAUGGCGUGCAUGGUGGAGAACGAAUGCGAGGAUCCGAGUCAGGAAACGAUCACGUUCCUCUACAAGUUCGUCAGCGGCGCCUGUCCAAAGAGUUACGGGUUCAACGCCGCUCGCCUCGCCAACCUGCCAGAGGAGGUCAUCCAGUCCGGGCACAGGAAGGCCAGAGAGUUUGAGAAAAGCACCAUCAGCCUGAGGCUGUUCAGAAAGCUCUGCCAGUUUGCUGAGGACGGCGCGCCGGACAACGCUCGCUUCACUUCGCUCGUUCAGCUGCUCCACACCCUGUAGUUUCCUCACGCGCAGCUGUUGCUGCUUUCUUUUUUUGUUCUGUUCAGCACACCAGGGUGGGGGGAAAUAAACACUACUGCAAUGAUCUAAUAAAGUUUAUUUUAAAAAAAUGACAAUGUUUCAUCUAGGAAAUUAAACCCUUUUAAUUCACACUAGCGCCUACAUAACGGUUAUUGAAUACUUCACAAUAUAUUAAGUCUAGAUGUUAUGAUACAUGCAUACAUUUUCAGUCUGUAUGAGAAAUCCACAAUCACCAGUACACAUGAAUGAAAGGAGGGGGGGGCCAUGAAACCAUAAAGCGCUGUAUAUAGAUACUUGUCUCAGCUUCUGUAGAGCAAAAGCUGUUCAAUUGUCCAGCAACAUUGGGAAAAACUGAAAAGUCCUGAAAAUGAUGCUUUUACAAGACUUGCUGCUUUUAAUUUUGCUGAUGUAAAAAAAAAAAAACAGGGCAUUUGAUAUUAAAAGCAAUUUUAAAAAAAACAACUAAAAACAGGACCAGAUGUAAACAGAUUUAGUCAAACUUACAGAAGGACCUGGAAGCAUUUAAAAUGUUUUCCCACCAGAUGUGUAAAUAAAUCGUCGUUUUGGAUUAAAUUAGCUGUCAUGGCUGUAAGAGACGAUGUUCAGCAAACAGACUUAGAAAAAAAAAAAAAAAAUGAAGGAUGUGCAUAGAAAUACGUAAAACCACAGCUGACAGAUGGUUGCUUUCAACAAGGUACACCAGUCUUGUCAAAGCACAUUUCGGCAUCAGUUUUCCUGCUGAAAAAAAAAAAAAAAAACAUUGCUGGAAAUAAAAUAAAAAAAGUUUAGUGUUUUUCCUCUUUUCUCUGAUCUCUUUCACAGAAAGAAGUUAGAUACUGCGACAUGAGUAUAAUUACAGCAAUUCUGGGGGGGGGGG
Messenger RNA from Fundulus heteroclitus (mummichog), 5162 nucleotides. RefSeq names its product mutS homolog 6 (E. coli) (gene msh6). Gene Ontology annotation, molecular function: ATP-dependent DNA damage sensor activity; mismatched DNA binding; ATP binding. Gene Ontology annotation, cellular component: MutSalpha complex; nucleus. Lineage: Eukaryota; Metazoa; Chordata; Actinopteri; Cyprinodontiformes; Fundulidae. Bases 116 to 4264 code for a protein of 1382 amino acids. The transcript is spliced from 10 exons. Gene Ontology annotation, biological process: mismatch repair. The record is from RefSeq and is a predicted model, not a curated record.